AUGGCAGCCUUGUAUGAGUACGAUCCACUUCCUUCCACUGGAGUCCACUUUCGACUGCUCGAGUAUGAAGCGAAUCAGUACACGGAACUGAUGACAUUUCGGUUGGCAGUCAAAGAGCUCCCCUUGGACAACCGAACGUCGCUGGACUAUACAGCGUUAUCUUACACUUGGGCCGAAGACGAACCUUCGCAUAAGAUCAUAGUCAACGAUUCGCUUUUUUCGAUAUCACAAAAUCUUUAUGGGUUCCUGCUAGAAUGGCGCUCAUCGCGAGAUGGACCUGCUCUACUCUGGAUAGAUGCGGUCUGUAUCAACCAAGAGGAUCUGGAAGAACGCGCCUCUCAGGUCCGUUACAUGCAGCAGCUCUUCCGUGGUGCCAGGAAUGUCAUUGCGUGGCUGGGCCUGGCACACCGGCAAGCGACAUAG
Messenger RNA from Cyphellophora attinorum, 423 nucleotides. RefSeq lists its product as uncharacterized. The transcript has a single exon. NCBI's taxonomy places the organism in Eukaryota, Fungi, Ascomycota, Eurotiomycetes, Chaetothyriales, Cyphellophoraceae. The coding region runs from base 1 to 423 and encodes 140 amino acids. The record is from RefSeq and is a predicted model, not a curated record.